Messenger RNA from Ailuropoda melanoleuca (giant panda), 1260 nucleotides. Its product is annotated as SH2 domain-containing protein 4B-like. Bases 105 to 464 code for a protein of 119 amino acids. The transcript is spliced from 3 exons. NCBI's taxonomy places the organism in Eukaryota, Metazoa, Chordata, Mammalia, Carnivora, Ursidae. The record is from RefSeq and is a predicted model, not a curated record.
ACUCCAGACUUCCACUGAGCCCUUGGAUUGCAAAACUGAGACCUGCGAGCGACAAGCACAUUCAGUGGCUCCUGGGGGCAGAUGGUGACGUCUGGGUCUGGAUCAUGGGAGAAGGCCCCGGCGACAAGCCCUAUGAAGAGAUCUCCGAGGAGCUCAUUGCCGAGAGAGCACGGCUGCAGGCACAGAGGGAGGCCGAGGAGCUCUGGAGACAGAAGGAGGCAGAAAUCACCAAGAAGUUUCGGGAUGCUCUGGCCAAUGAGAAAGCCCGGAUCCUGGCAGAGAAGUGGAAAGUAGAGAUGGAGGACCGGAAGGCUGCCAAAGUCCUGGAGGAACGCAUCCGUGAGGAGUUCAAGGGGAGCCAGGGUGUGGGGCAUCUGUGUGUGGCCACCAUCCCUAGCUCCCAGGCUACUGGCGCCCAUCUCCCAGGCUACUUUGGCCAUUGGUUGGUACUGAGAGCUUUAUAAGAAUAGAAAUCUCACAUGUCUGAGUGGGGAGGAAUGUGACACCCCAUUUGGGCCAAUCCACUUCUCACUGGACAGAUGAGGAAACGGUAUUAGACAGAGGAAGGGACUUGCCAAGGACGUCGUGUAGGGGGGGACAGAAGCAGGAUCAGAACUCAGACCUUCUGCCUUCCAACCCAAGGGGCAUGAAAAGGGGCCCAGAAAGUGCUGAGCUUGUGGUCAGACCAGCCUGGGAUCCAGUUCCAAUUCUCUUGGUUAGUCCUGUGUGAACUUGGGAAGCUUGUGAACUUCUCUGAGCCUUCACUUUCUUGUUCAUAAUAGUAAGGUAAUAACAACACCCAACUUGAGAUUUUUGGAGGAUUCAAGGAGGUGAAAAAUGCACAUUUUCUGGCCUUGGACAGGGGGUUGUUGGGAACCUUGCAUACCUACUCUUUCUGGGAAAGUUCAGAGCUCGUAAAGGAGCUUUACAUUGCUCUCGGGUAAGAAGUUUAGGUUGCCUAAAGAAAACUUUUUUUCUGGUCCCUAUUUUGCAAUUUUUUUUUCUACCUGAAUAAUACAUUUUUGGGGGGGAGGUAGAAAACUCAGAAAAUACAUAUAAGUGAAAAGAAGACAAUAAUAAUCAUGCUGAAUCACAGCAAUUAUUAUUAUUCAUGGCAUUUACACAUUUAUACUUUUUAAUAAUAUUUUUUCCUAUAAUGAUUAGACAAUGAGGACAGUGGCCUCAAGAUCAUUUAUGCUGCAAAUAUUUUUCUCAGAGGAUUUUUUUUUUUUUUUUGAGAGAGAGAACAGGGGGAGGGGC